Paraglomus brasilianum is the source of this 2337-nucleotide messenger RNA. NCBI's taxonomy places the organism in Eukaryota, Fungi, Glomeromycota, Glomeromycetes, Paraglomerales, Paraglomeraceae. The record is from the annotation of a GenBank genome assembly.
AUGCUCACAUUACGCGACACUGCCACUACCCUUUCAUCUGCUUCUUACUGCGAACACUACCGACCUUCCUCUCAUCUAGUACACAGCGAAGCAACAAUGACUUCACUCAGUAAUAUCUCAAUUCCAACAUCUCACUCUGAUAGUGUGUCAAGAUCGCAACUCACAUCGGUACUACGAAAGCGGCAUUCCUUGGGACCGGCAUCACAAGACACAAAGGCCACACGCGCACAAGCAACCAAAGUCUGUUCGUUAAAAUCAACCACACCAGACCAUUCACCCAAACCUUUGUCUCCCAAUGCAUCCACGCCGAUACGGUGUAAUACAUCACAGCCAUUACUAGAUGUGAAGGAAUUACAAGUGACAAACACAGUUCAUAGUGGAAGAAAGACUUCGAUAAGCUUAAAUCUCUUUAAGCCGUCUCUUACGGACUCGGAGUCGCAGUCUCCGGCGUUCAUGAUAACAGACAGCAAACCAAUCACCCCGACAGCGGGUCAGUCAAUUUCGCCGGGUUCAAAUCAGUCAUCAGAUUAUUUCUCGAAUGCUGCCCAGACAUGUUCACCAGCAGCUGUUCCUCUGACUCCUUUCGCAAAUCAAGUAGGCGGUCAUACCUCAUUCUUACGAUUCUCCCGACGCGCCGUGUGUAAGCCGUUAGCAAGACGCGAGAAUCAGUUUUACGAGAUAUUAGAAAUGCAACAUCCUGAACUAUUAUCGUUUGUUCCUAAGUACUUAGGCGUACUGAAUGUAACUUACCGAGAAGAGGAAGGUGUUGGAAGCAUGCCGGUAGUAUCGCUAGAGCGUAACAAACAUUUAUUGCCAAAAUGGUUUCUCAAAAAAGUGGAGAGAAACAACAUUAGUGAUAAUAUUUCCAAAGUUCAUAAAGAUACUCAUGGAAAAGAUCUUUCUUCUACCCUGCAUGGUUCUACCAGAGUUAAUAAGAAACUCCAACAACAAGUUCUCCAAGAAGUUUUCUCUCCCCGUGCUCUGCGUGCUCGCAUGCAACAAAGCCAAGCAGUAAAUUACCAAUCAUCUGCCCUUCGCCGACAUUCAAUGACCAGUCUAUCUACUCUAAAGCCGCUCGAAAAUUCCAGGCCGGAGAUGUCGCGUAGUUAUACAGAAAGUGGUGGCACAGAAGACGAUGAAAAGGCAGUGAGGCGCUCAUCAUCGUCGCCUGGAAGUGCCAUAGAGGACCUUAUGGAUGUAGAAGAAAGCCCGGAUGAGGACAUUGGCGAUAACAUAUGUGAUGAAAAGAGUGGGAUCGAUAUACCGGAUAGUGGAAGAACUCAAGGAAGAGUGUCUACUGUGGAUCAUGAACCCGAUUCCGAAGAAUAUUCUACCGCUUUUAAAAGUAGUCCUACUUUGUCGGAAACUCAAAGCAUCUUCGACAUGGAGGAAGAUAGUCCACCGUUUUCGAGUUCUUUAUCGCCGUCACAAUCUUCUCCCACUCGUCAUACACCAGCAAGUACAUUAAGAUCUUCGUCUUUUCCCGAGAUUUCUUUCUCUUCUCCCAGUCCUCCUGCAUCGUCUUCGUCUUCACUGUGGGCGAAAACAAAUAACCCUUGGUCAUUACAUUGUUAUACUGCACAAUUAAGCAAGUUACAAGGUAAUAAUGCAGAUAAACAAAAUGCGCAACAGUUUAUUUUGCUUGAAGAUUUGACCGAAGGAUUACAAUAUCCUUGUGUGUUGGACCUGAAGAUGGGAACUAGACAGCAUGGAGUCGACGUCUCGCCAGAGAAACGAAUCAGUCAGAUGCAGAAGUGCGCUAAGACUACGAGCGCUACGUUGGGAGUUAGGAUUUGUGGUAUGCAGGUAUACAAAACAACCACUCAUGAAUUCGAAUUUCAAGAUAAAUACUACGGUCGCACAUUGAAGCCUGAAACGUUCGUUAUGGCUUUGGCCAACUUUCUGCACAACGGUGAACACAUAAUUACUCACCACAUCCCAACCAUUGUUCGCAAACUCCGGUGUCUUGCAAAAAUCAUACGCUCUCUCGAUAAUUAUCGCUUCUACGCAAGUAGUCUCCUCCUCAUUUACGACGGUAAUGAAGCCAAUUCAUCCGAGAUUGAUAUCAAAAUCAUAGACUUUGCUCACUGCACUACUGGAAACGAUCAUCGACCCGAGGAGGUGCGGUAUCCACCCACACAUAAAGGAUUUGAUAUCGGAUAUUUGGUUGGAUUGAAGAAUCUAUGUAGAAGUUUCGAGAUUAUAUUUAAAGAUGCUACUGGGGAGUUGUUAGGAGAUAUUGGGGAGGAUGAAGGGGAUGUAUUUAAGGGAAUUAUGACGCCAAGUGAAGAGGCUCUUGGCGGAAUUCGGUUGGAGAGGAAAUCGUCACUUGAGUGA